ACAAAUUUAUAUAGCUUAAAGGACCUGACUUCUACGCUAUUGUACAUCUUUUGUAUCCAGGUUUUUCCCAUUACCACAUUUGAUUCUGAUAAUUAGUUGUUACUACAGUAAGAACUACUGGAAUUAGACCGAUUCACUCAUCUUGGCACUAAGAUAUUGUUUAACUACUAUGGGAGCAAACCUAGAUCCUAUAUGCUAGUUAAGAUGGCAAAACAAUUUCUAUUCAACUUAUUUUCAAAUACUCAGACUCUUGAAAUACUGUAUACAGUAACUGGGUUUUGGGCUCUUCUCAAAGAUGGAAAAUUAAAAGAAAUUGCUUAAGCAAUUGUAGAUGAGGGACCAAAUACUUCCUCCUCUUCCCCCGCCCAUAUAAUUGUGCAUCUCUCCUCUUACUUUGAGAACUCGGAUUCCUAAGCAUAGAAACAAGAACCCUGCUGUAUCGGUGGCUAAAUCAGCUAUACAUGAUUUCAGUUACAAAAAACUAGUAGUAAAAUAACUAAGCUAUGACCACUGCACCAUAGAUACCUAGGACUCUGGUAAUUCCUACUAACUGGCAGUGGUGGAAGUUCACAUGCUUGCAUCUCCCCUUACAAAGCUCACAAACUUUACUUCUCAGAUACAGAAACUGAGGGGCAAAGGCAGUUUCUGAUUGAGCUGUAGUUGUCUUAACACUUCAUCUAUCAUCUUGGUUCUUACCUUCUACUCUAGAGCAAAGUGUUUGCUGGUCUCUGAUUUCUUAAUGAUAGACAAAGAUGAAAUGUCCUGGCUGGUUCUCAGGCUUAGCAUCAGAAUAUGGAUUUACAAGGAUUAGUUAGCUCUAUGUGGCUUCUGAGGGGGAUCAUGCUGGAGUAAGGAUCAUUCCAAUUAUUCAGAAUGAUCCCUGAAAACGGAUGUUGAAUCACUAGCAUUCGUGGGUAUGUGCUGUGCUGUCACGUGUGAUGUAAGAAUUUAAGUAAAAUCCCAUUUUAACUCUUUUUAAAAGAGCCAAGUGGGAGGCACCUAUUUGUAGAGGCACAUUCUCAUGGUCUUACUUUCCUCAAUACCAGCUGUAAAUACUGCAGAUGCAGUGAUCAAAGGCAAUUAUACUCAACAUCCCUGUCACCAGAACAUCCAAUUGAAAUUCCUUGGACAUCAACUUAACCUGCUAUUUUUUGGUCUAAACUUGGAAUAUUUUAACAUCUGCCAAACCAGUUGUAACUUUAUAUUUUUUUUCAACCCAGUAGUCUUCUUAAACAGCAGCCCUAACAGAGGAUAUUAGAGUUCCUUAAGCUGCUGGAUCUUUUUUUUGUUUUGUUUUGUUUUUUUGGGCCAUUUGAACGGAGCAUUUUUAACAAACUUCUAGGGCACUGGUAUGUUUUGUGUUCAGUGCUUCCCACACCCCCAGAAUAUGUUGUGCUAGGCAGUCAUCUAAACUUGGAAUCUUGCAGAGGCAGGAACUAGUCUGUUACACUUGAACAGUAUCAUGCUAUUGAAACGGGAGGAGGGGAAUCUUAAACUAUUAAAGGAUUCAGAGGGGUAGCUGAGUCUGUAACUAAAAAGACUUAAAACAAUGAAUAGUCUAGUAGCAUCUUAAAGACUAACAAAACAUGUAGGUGGUAUCAUGAGCUUUUGUGGGCAAAACUCAUACCAUCUGCUUAUUAGAGGAUUGUCAGUCUUAGACAAAGGCUGAUUUAAGAUGUGUGAUGGGCUGAAAAUUCCAACUUAACUAAGUCACCUUGGGCUACCCUUUGCCUGUUAUGUGGAAACUGAUACAUGGUAGAAUACUAGAGCUGGAAGGGACCUUGAGAUAUCAAGUCCAGUCCCCUGCCCUAGUUUGAAAUGUUUCCUUUUCACUCCUAAUCUCUCCAGAAAUAGAGGCCCAGCAACUGAUUCUGCUUUAGUGUCUGUGAGGAUGGUUCCUUUAGUUAUUUCACUGUGCUUCAGAAAACCAGCCUAUGCCCUGGUUGCUAUAACAAAUCAACUUCAUUUAACUUUCCCAUUGAAAUAGCUGUGUAUAUGCCCAUCUCUAAAUCACAGUUGUAAGGCUAGCUCGCUAUCUAGCUGUCUCCUUGUCCUUUCACCUGUCUGAUUUCCAGGAAGGUGACUGGCAUUGCAGCAUGUCUGGAAAGUUAAUUCUGCUUCUGCCAGAGGCUGCUGUGCUCAGUAAGCUCUGUUCUGCUCAUUUGCUAGUGAAAUAGUAUAUGGGACAGUUGAAUUGCAGCAGUGCACUGUGCUGUUCUUAGGUGGUGGUGUAUGCUCACUGUUUUACCUAGGAUUCACACAAUAUACCUGCAUUGCUAGGAAAAGCUCUGAUCUAUCCUCUGAGCUGCUGUUAUCCCCUCUUAUUUACCCCCUUAUCUCUAGAAUUCCAGCCCAAUUUCCAUCUGCAGUCCUCCUGUCACCCCAUUUCCUAAUCAGUUUCCCUUCCCCCACAGGUGAAGUAUGAUGAGCUACUCCCAUAGUCCAAAGUUGGAUUUUGGAGGAAGGGAAGUAUGCGCCUUGCCAAGAACUAGUUUGCCUCCUGUGGAGGAGCAGAUGCUAAGAUGAGCCUAGCAUAAUACUUUAGACCAAGCCAAUGUCCUAUGCUAGAGUAGAACAAACACAUGUGCCUUUUUCUUGCACAGUUAGGGGAGGAAGAGGCACAGGCUCUCUUCCCUAACCCAGUGCCUUCUCUGUGAAGAUGUGCUGGUACCAGUGAAGCUGGGAGAGUACAUGCAGGCUACAGGGAAGCAGUAUCUGCCCUUUUUGAUACGUGCACCCAUUAGCUGGUCAAUUGGACUCACAGCUGCCAGCAGUGAAAGAGAGCCUGAACCACAUAGCAGUGGAGUUAAAAUGAGAGGCACAAGGAAGACACACAGAAAAAGGUGCUGCUGUUUUGAAUAUUAGGUUUAAAUUAGCUGGUGCUUUUUUUUCUACCCUGCUGUCAGUUCUUGGGUUUGUUUUCAAAGUGCGCACACAAACUAGAAAGACAAGGGGGAGAGGCAAAAAAAUCCCUGUUCAGCUGGUUUGCUAUGUCCUGCCGUCAACAUCUACAGUAGAGGGGCUGGAGAACUAUCUAGACUACAUAGAGCACUUUAUUUGCUCAAAGCAUGGUGCCAAUAUAAAUUGAGCCUGUGUGGUCCUGCAGUAUUGGUACCUCUCCCUGUUUCAUGCAGGGGAAGCAGGACUGAAUCUCUUCAUGGGUUUUAACUCUGAUUUUUGAAAGAGACCCCUCCUCCUUCAUGCCAAUGUAAAAGAAGGAAAUCAGGCCAGCUAAGAUCCUAAUUGUCAGAAGUGCUGAGCAUCUGUGAAAAUUCAGACCAUAAGGGUACCUAUACUGUCGUAAAGCACCCCAGGCUGGCCUGGGGUAGCGGAUUCAGGCUUGCAGGGUGACAAAAUUGCACAUCUCUAUACAGAAGAAUCUUUAUUUUUCAGACCUUCGCUUAUCCAACAUUCCGUUUUAUCCGAUGGGCUGCCCGCCGUCAUUUGCUGCCCGCCAAAUUGACGAAUAAGAACGCAGCAUGUACAACAGCUUAUCACGAGUGCAGUCGUGCUUUUGUUUGAUGUCUGUUUUUUCAUUAGAAUUAUUAAUAAAUUGAGUUUCUACAUAUUUAUACUCAGAUUUUUUUAGUAUUCCAUAUUAUCCGAUAUUUCCGCUAUCCGACCAUCCUCUGGUCCUGUUUAGGUCAGAUAAUUGAGACUCUACUGUAUUUGGGCUAGAGCUGGAGUCUGAACUGUGGGCUUCCGUGAGGGUCGAGGAUCCUUCAGGGUGUCUGUUCUGGCACAGGGUCUGUCCUUUUCCUAAUGGCCAUGCUUUAAUUUCCCUUUCAGCUUGGGGCUGAUUGGGGGGGGAGGUCUAUUUCCUUUUUAGCACUUUCCCUCAAACCAAAAGGGGAGCCUUUCCUUGCCUGGCUGGCUUUCCCUGAAGGGAGAGAGAAGAAAAAAGGACUCUAUCAGGCUAGCUCAGAAGGAUAGGCUUUCCAGUGGGAAAAGCCAGGGCCGUGACAAGCACGUCCAGAAAUCUCAGACCAAUGUUCAGUGGCAGUUACCUGCUGGCAGCACAUAUUCCUUCCGGUCUGUUUAACACAAUGACACUCAAUCUUCCAGCUGAGGCCAGCCAACGCAGACAGACGCAGCCUUUCCUGCAGCUCUGCCAAAGUACCUCCUGCCUUGCCAGGCCAGCCCCAAGUUCAGCUGUAGAGUGCUGAGCUGUGUGGUGUUUGCUAAUGUGUCCACUAGGGACCAGCCUAUGACCAUCCAGAUGCUCCCUCACUUCACCUGGAGGCAUCAGACUUUUCUCUGCUGCCUCUCCUGCCGUCCAUCAUACCCUUAUCAUAGGUGCCUGACUGAAGAUCAGAAUGACUCUUUCCUGCCUACCUCUGUUUCUCGUAGUAACCAGGUAACACAGGGGCAGUGCCCUUCAUGGUGUAGGCUCCUAUUCAAACAGGGCCAUCUGAAAGAGACUAUCUGUUUGCAAACAGCAUGGCUGAACUCUGUCCUGGAAAAAACUUCCUAGGCUUUUUCAACUAUUAAGUAAAAGAUUGUGGCUACACCUAAAUAUGAACAGAACUCAUCCUCAGAGAGGUUUUGGUGGAAUCUCAUUUGACUCAACAAAGUCUUCCAUUGAAGAAAGAGAUUGCUGCCAGGAAUGCGGCAUGUGGUUAAGCUGUACUCGAAGAUGCCUUUGUGUCUCCCUCAUUGCACUGCUCAUACUCGGUGUUGUAGGUGCUGCCAUUGGUCUUACUGUCACAUUUGGACUCCCACCUCCUACUCCAGUGAACCGUUUCUGUGUGACUUCAGGUAACCAGACUGGCUUUUUAUGUGAUGAUAGAGUGACUUGCCUUCCAGCCAGUCGGAUCUGCAACAGAAUCAGAGACUGUGUUAAUGGAGAGGAUGAGCAGGAAAAAUUAUGCAUUGAUCUGCCCAGUAACCUUCCAGGAUAUUUGAUCUUCCGCUGCAGCAACCCCACAUACUGGAUCUAUGCUGAUAUGAAGUGUAACGGCGCAAAUGACUGUGGAGACUGUUCUGAUGAGAAGGGGAGCUUGGCCAGCUGCCCUCCUUGUGGGACUCUGUGGUGGAGCUGCACCCCGGUGUUCUAUAGGUAUUGCACUUGCAUUCCCAGGACCUUCUGCCAAGACAGAAUCCAGCACUGCUCAGACUGGUCUGAUGAGUAUAUCUGCAAUAGAUGAAGUUACUGGAGCUGAGUGGUAGCUACACACCCCCUAGGGCAUGGUCUGCGUUCUCCUGAUGCUUUAACACCUUGGCUUGAAGUUUUCGUCUGAAAACAACAAGGCCUAGUAGUUUCCUGACAACCAUGCAACAACACUGAUAGGAUGACGUGUGCUAUAACAGACUGAACAUAGGACUGGGAGCCAGGAAUUGCACAGUUCUAAUCCCGUGUCUGUGGCUCACUUGCUGUGCGAUCCUGGGCAUAUCACUCACCUUUCUAUGUGUUGAUUUUCCCAUCUGUGAAAGAGGGAUAAAGUACUUUGACAAUACAAAGUGCUGUCUAUGUGUCAAGGUUAUGAUUGUUGAGAUGAGAUGUAUAUACAGACCUACAGGGAUUCUUAAAAAAACCAUUAAAAAACAACAAUGGUCCUGUAGCACUUUAGUGACUA
Pelodiscus sinensis (Chinese soft-shelled turtle) is the source of this 5576-nucleotide messenger RNA. It is a transcript of the gene LDLRAD1, whose product is annotated as low density lipoprotein receptor class A domain containing 1. Gene Ontology annotation, molecular function: protein binding. Gene Ontology annotation, cellular component: plasma membrane; signaling receptor complex. The record is from RefSeq and is a predicted model, not a curated record. NCBI's taxonomy places the organism in Eukaryota, Metazoa, Chordata, Testudines, Trionychidae.